This is a messenger RNA of Amphiprion ocellaris (clown anemonefish), 7653 nucleotides long. RefSeq names its product Ras protein-specific guanine nucleotide-releasing factor 2a (gene rasgrf2a). Gene Ontology annotation, biological process: Ras protein signal transduction; positive regulation of GTPase activity. The record is from RefSeq and is a predicted model, not a curated record. The transcript is spliced from 29 exons. Gene Ontology annotation, molecular function: guanyl-nucleotide exchange factor activity; protein binding. Bases 462 to 4421 code for a protein of 1319 amino acids. Gene Ontology annotation, cellular component: plasma membrane. NCBI's taxonomy places the organism in Eukaryota, Metazoa, Chordata, Actinopteri, Pomacentridae.
AUUACCGCUGAUCUCCGUCGUGAUUCUGUUUUCACCGUCUGUUCCCUCAGUCUAUUUUUGUUCGCGUCGCUGACGGUGAGGUUCGCUUUUCCCACACAUGAAUUUACUUGUUUUUUCGUAAUUUUUUAAUGCGCCGACAGAAAAGCACCAAAGUUUCCAGCAUGCAGAUGCGCUGAAGUGUCGCUACUCUGAGGUUCAACCUGCGAGGAAAGACCCGCAUCAGAGCCCCGGUCCGGGAGCUGUUGAGGCUGAUGCGCGCUGCGCCACGGACGCUCCAACUUUUUAUACCAUGGUAAGCCUGGAUUACCUUUUCCUGCAGACGGAGAUAUUAACCGCGUUCUCUUUGGCGUCUAAAAAUAACAGCGGUGGCCGUGCAUGGGGUGCUGCGGUGUGAUGUGACGCCCCGGGUCGCUGUUUGAAGUUGGCACCGAAAUAAACGCUGAACUCCGUGUGCGCAUAAAAUGCAGAAGAGCGUGCGGUACAAUGAGGGCCACGCUUUGUAUCUGUCGGUGGUGGCGCGUAAAGAGGGCAGCAAGCGCGGCUUCCUGAGCAAGAAGACCACAGAGAACAGUCGCUGGACGGAGAAGUACUUCGCCCUCCACCAGAACGUGCUCUUCUACUUCGAGAACGACCAGAGCGCGAGACCCUCUGGUAUCUACCUGCUGGAGGGAUGCACGUGCGAGCGGGCACCGGCACCCAAAGUGUCCGGGAUCAGCAAGGAGCCCCUGGAGAAGCAGCAGCACUACUUCUUGGUCAUUUUUGGCCACGAUGGACAGAAACCUUUGGAGCUGCGGACAGAAGAAGAGUCAGACUGCAACGAGUGGGUGGAGUGCAUCCAGCAGGCCAGCUACUCUGACAUCAUCAUCGAGCGUGAGAUCCUGAUGCAGAAGUACAUCCACCUGGUCCAGAUCAUGGAGACUGAGAAGAUCGCAGCCAAUCAGCUUCGCACUCAGCUGGAGGACCAGGACACAGAGAUCGAGAGGCUCAAAGCUGAGAUUGUAGUGCUGAAUAAAACCAAGGAGAGGAUGAGGCCUAACCAGAACAACCAAGAAGAGGAAGACCCAGAUAUUAAAAAGAUUAAAAAGGUGCAGAGUUUCAUGCGUGGCUGGCUGUGCCGGAGGAAGUGGAAGAUCAUCGUCCAGGACUACAUCUGCUCUCCUCACGCCGAGAGCAUGAGGAAGAGGAACCAGAUUGUGUUCAACAUGGUGGAGGCUGAGACAGAGUACGUCCACCAGCUCUCUAUCCUGGUCAACUGUUUCCUCCGGCCGCUUCGCAUGGCAGCAAGCUCCAAGAAGCCUCCUAUCAGCCACGAUGACGUCAGCAGCAUCUUCCUCAACAGUGAGACCAUCAUGUUUCUGCAUGAGAUCUUCCACCAAGGUCUAAAGGCUCGGAUCGCUAACUGGCCCACUCUGGUUCUGGCGGACCUGUUUGACAUCCUGCUGCCUAUGUUGAACAUCUACCAGGAGUUUGUGCGAAACCACCAGUACAGUCUGCAGGUGCUGGCAAACUGUAAGCAGAACAGAGACUUCGACAAGCUACUCAAACAGUACGAGUCCAACGCUGCUUGUGAAGGCCGCAUGUUGGAGACAUUCCUCACUUAUCCCAUGUUCCAGAUCCCUCGAUACAUCAUAACUCUCCACGAGCUGCUGGCACACACACCUCACGAACAUGUGGAGCGCAAGAGUCUGGAGUUUGCCAAAUCCAAACUGGAGGAGCUGUCAAAGAUGAUGCACGAUGAAGUGAGUGACACGGAGAACAUUCGGAAGAACCUGGCCAUCGAGCGGAUGAUCGUGGAAGGCUGCGACAUCCUUUUAGACACAAGUCAGACCUUUGUCAGACAAGGCUCUCUGAUCCAGCUGCCAUCCAGCAGUGAACGGGGCAUGCUCAGUAAGGUCCGCCUGGGCUCCCUCUCCCUGAGGAAGGAAGGCGAGCGGCAGUGUUUCUUGUUUACCAAACACUUCCUCAUCUGUACACGAACAUCUGGAGGGAAGCUUCACUUACUCAAGCAGGGAGGAACACUGUCUCUGAUAGAGUGCACUCUGAUUGAGGAGCUAGAUGCCAAUGAUGAAGACUACAAUGCAGCAGGUCAAGGCUUCAACCAUCUGGAGUUUAAAAUUGUGGUGGAGCCUCCUGACGGCCAGAGCUUCUCCGUUGUCCUCUUGGCUCCGUCCCGUCAGGAGAAAGCUGCCUGGACCAGCGACAUCAGCCAGUGCAUCGAUAACAUUCGGUGUAACGGCCUGAUGACCAGCGUGUUUGAGGAGAACUCCAAAGUUUCUGUCCCGCACAUGAUCAAGUCUGACGCCAGGCUGCAUAAGGACGACGUCGACAUUUGCUUCAGCAAGACGCUCAAUUCCUGCAAGGUCCCUCAGAUCCGAUACGCCAGUGUGGAGCGCCUGCUGGAGCGUCUGACCGACCUGCGCUUCCUCUCCAUAGAUUUCCUCAACACCUUCCUCCACACCUACAGGAUCUUCACCACAGCAGCCGUGGUCAUCGACAAGCUGGCUGACAUCUACAAGAAGCCGUUCACCUCCAUACCGGUCAGGAUCGAGCAGCAUUCAUGUGACCGUCUGUCCAUCAUGUCCCUCUGUCCUGACUACAGUCUGAAGAUCACACAGCUUGCACUGGACCAGUCCAAGUCUCUGGAACUCUUCUUCGCCACCAACCAGGGCGUGUGGGGAACCGACCCGUUGAACAACAAAUCACCAAGGCUGUGUCGCAAGUUCUCUUCCCCACCUCCCCUCUCCAUCCCCCCUCGCACCUCCUCCCCCGUCCACUGCCGCAAGCUCUCCCUCAGCUCGCCGAUCGGUAUGAAAGCAGGAGCUUUGGACCUCUCCACCACCCCCUCCUCCUCAGCAGCCAACUCCCCCACCUCCAGCCACAGCCCCUCCAUCUCCUCUCCUCCUCCCGGCUCAACCAGGCCCCCGUCGGGCUUCUCCUCACCUCCGCCCACCGCCACGCGCUCUCCCAGCCUCCCCCAGGCCUCUGGGGUCUCCUCGCCGCCCCCCAUCUCCACCAAGGCCCCGCUGGACCUGAGCCGCGGUCCCAGCUCUCCAGAGCUGAGUCCAGCUGCAGGGGAGGACGUCAGCGGAGAGCUGCCUCGCAUCGACGCCUUCUGUGGGAAGCUGAGGCGCAGCAUCCGCAGGGCCGUCUUGGAGUCAGUAUCACUGGACAAGUUUAUUCCUGAAUCACCAGCCAGCAGCGAGCCGGGCGACAUGUCUCCCUGCCGCUCUCCUUCCACGCCGAGGCAUCUCCGCUACCGACAGUCAGGAGUCACAUCAGGGGAGAACGCUCGCUGCACCAUGUCACCAGCUUCAGCAUUCGCAAUCGCCACUGCUGCUGCUGGGCACAGCAGCUCCCAGGGUUUUAGUAAUUCAGAGAAAGCCUGUGACAAAGAAUUCAUCAUUCGCAGAGCUGCAACCAACAGAGUUCUGAAUGUACUGCGACACUGGGUUUCCAAACACUCUCAGGACUUUGACAUGAAUAGCGAGCUGAAGAUGGGGGUGAUCAGCCUGCUGGAGGAGGUGCUGCGAGACCCAGAUCUGCUGCCACAAGAGAGGAAAGCAACGACAAACAUACUAAGUGCCCUUUCUCAAGAGGAACAAGACGACGCUCAGCUGAGGAUAGAGGACAUUUUACAGAUGAAAAGCUGCCCUCUUCUGCACUUCAUUGUGGCAGAGAGUCCAAAGGCGGAGUGUUUCGAGUCGCUCUCAGCCAUGGAGCUGGCAGAACAGAUCACACUGCUGGAUCACAUCGUGUUCAGGAGUAUUCCCUAUGAGGAGUUUCUGGGUCAGGGCUGGAUGAAGGUCGACAAAACUGAGAGGACUCCGUACAUCAUGAAGACCAGCCAGCACUUCAACGAUAUGAGUAACCUGGUGGCGUCUCAGAUCAUGACCCACACGGAUGUGGGCUCCAGGGCCAGCUCCAUAGAGAAGUGGCUGGCAGUGGCUGACAUCUGCCGCUGCCUCAACAACUACAACGGUGUUCUGGAGAUCACCUCCGCCCUCAACCGCAGUGCCAUCUACCGGCUGAAGAAGACCUGGGCCAAAGUCUGCAAACAGACAAAAGCACUGAUGGACAGGCUGCAGAAGACAGUGUCAUCAGAGGGGAGGUUCAAGAAUCUCAGAGAGACGCUGAAAAACUGUAAUCCUCCAUGUGUCCCGUACCUGGGCAUGUACCUCACUGACCUGGCCUUCAUCGAGGAGGGGACACCCAACUUCACUGAGGAGGGCCUGGUGAACUUCUCCAAGAUGAGGAUGAUUUCUCACAUUAUCCGGGAGAUCCGUCAGUUUCAGCAAGCACCUUACAGGAUAGAGCACCAACCCAAAGUGACUCAGUUCCUGCUGGAUAAAACCCUGGUGAUGGACGAAGAUACUCUCUAUGAGCUCUCACUCAAGAUCGAACCCCGAGUUCCACCUGGAUAGCUCUAAAUUCAUUUCAUGCACAAACAUAUCAUACACACACAGUUACACAUGCAUGUAUAUACAUGUUUUUACAAUACCAACUCAACAAAGCUUCAUUCUUCAUAAAGCAGUCAUUGUUCUUAGGAAACUCAGGAGAAAAUGUGCCUUGUUGAAUGAAUAUCUGAAGUGUAUAUUUAAUGAACAGACCGUAUAAGAUGUGACUCUUUACCAUUCGAUUGAACAAUAGUGACUGUAGUACCAUCCUAUUAGCUAAUGAACAUGGCACCAGAAAGUAACCAGUUGCUGCUAUCACACUGUAAAUAGCAACAAUCUGCCUCUAUAGUCUUGCAUAUAAACACUGUCAGAUCAGUUUUACAUUAUUUCUAUGAUCAUGGCUGAAUGAACCUGCUCUGGGCCUCUGCUGACCCCCGUUUCACCUGCUCUCUGUGCACUGUGUACCAAUACAAAGCCACAGGGUUGCUGUGUGGUAGUUUGCAGGUUAAUUUAGGAUCUAGAUGGGUUGUUUACCCAGAAAAAUUGAGAAUAAAAUGAAGCAGACAAGCAGAAGAAUUGUGUUUUAAAAGUUUUCUGUAAUUGUAUAACUGGAAAUUUGAUACUUCUUAUAAAUACAUUAUAGAAAAAAUGUUAAAAGUAAAAUUUCAAAGUCAGAUUCUGGUCUUCAGUUCUGACCAAAAAAAAUUGGAGGGGGAAUUCAGGAAUGCACAACCCAAAUUAAAUAUACACUACUGUUCAAAAGAUUGGGGUCAUUUAGAAAUGUCCUUAUUUUUGAAAGAAAUGCAGUUUUUUUCAAUGAAGAUAACAUAAAAUAAAUCAGAAAUCCAGUCUCGACGCUGUUAAUGUGGUAAAUGACUAUUCUAGCUGGAAACAACUGAUUUUUAAUGGAAUAUCUCCAUAGGGGUACAGAGGAACAUUUCCAACAACCAUCACUCCUGUGUUCUAAUGCUACAUUGUGUUAGCUAAUGGUGUUGAAAGACUAAUUGAUGAUUAGAAAACCCUUGUGCAGUUAUGUUAGCACAUGAAUAAAAGAGUGAGUUUUCAUGGAAAACAGGAAAUUUUCUGGGUGAUCCCAACUUUUGAACGGUAAUGUAUGUCACACAGAUGCUUGCAAACUUCGGGAUACUUAAAGUUUAAAAGCCAAAUCAUGGCUUGCUCAUGACUCAUGUAGACUUUGAACAUACAUGCAGUUUCAUUCACACUACAAUAGAUACUCAUCAAUUUGCUGCCCAGACGGUUAUACCUCAUGUUGAACACAGAAAAACACACCCAUAGACAUUUCUGAAAGGCUAAAUGAAUACUGUGUAAACCCUGCAUUUAUGCCAAUCAUGCUGUUUCAAUAUCAUAUUUUGCGAUAAUGAAACAGCAUCUGACUCUGACUUUUUCCCGGCUACAGCAGCUGGUUGCAGGUUGAACUGUAAAACUGUGUCAGCGCAAUUAUUUAUGAGGUGUGUUGAGCACAAUGGGCAGAUAAUGCACAGGAUUUCUGGAGAACUUAGAGCUUCCCACUGGGUUUGGGCUCUUGAUGGAAAGCAUAUACACAUCAAAGCCCCUUCAAAGUCCUGUAGCGACCACUUAAAUUACAACUUUGCUAAUUCUUAAUUAUAAAGAGGUACGCUACUGUUCAAAAGUUUGGGGUCAGCCAGGCAAUUUAAUGUUUUCCAUGAAAACUCACACUUUUAUUCAUGUGCUGACAUAAUUGCACAAAGGUUUUCUAAUCAUCAAUUAGCCUUUCAACACCAUUAGCUAACACAAUGUAGCAUUAGAACACAGGAGUGAUGGUUGCUGGAAAUGUUCCUCUGUACCUCUAUGGAGAUAUUCCAUUAAAAAUCAGCUGUUUCCAGCUAGAAUACUCAUUUACCACAUUAACAAUGUCUAGAUAUGUAUUUCUGAUUCAUUUAAUGUUAUCUUCAUUGAAAAAAAUGCUCUUCUUUCAAAAAUAAGGACAUUUCUAAGUGACCCCAAACUUUUGAACAGUAGUGUAGAUGAAAGAGAAUCUCCUCAUACAAUGUCACCUCAUGACAAGCAUUUGUUUUGACACCUAUUUUUUUUUUUAACACAUGCACAGGCAGUGUGCAUAUAGCAGCACGUAUGGACACAAAGUUUGGGCUGUAUGCAGAUAUCCAUACUUACGUGGAAAGCAUGACGGAUGAGUCAAGUCAGGACCUGAUGAUUAGCCACUAAAACACUUACAGCAUCAGUUUUAUUUAGUUAUGAGUUCACCAACAUUCCCAAAUCAAUUUACAGUAAUAUGGCAACAAACAAACUGCCACACAGUGAACCUAGGGUUGCUAAUUCAAUUCAGUUUUAUUUCUAUAGCGCAAGUUACAAGUCAAAUUGUCUCAAGGCGCUUUACAGAACCCAUAUGCCUGAACCCUAAGGUCCCUGUUGCAGGUACUUUUACCGAGCUGAUAAUCAAGCCAUGUGAUGAUGUGUGUCUGUGUGUGUGCAUGUGUGUGUAGAGACAUGCUGAGUUUCCUAAACAGCUGAAGUACAGUUUAAAUAUUUUAUCUACCUUAAUGAUAACUGAUUUGUCUGUUGUCGUUGGGCUCACAGGAGACGUCGGUUUGGGCUUCACUUUUUAUAUCAUCUCAUAAAACUGAAAGUUUAUGUCAUUGCAGAUUAUGUUGUAUUACAUUUGCAUGUCACAGCAACAAUCCUUGUAGUUUAUACACAUUUCAAAUCUUCAAAAAUACUAAUUACAAAUUUAAAACCUUCUUGUCCUGCUUGACAAGCAAUCAGUCGUUUCAGUUUUUUAAUAAUUUUGUACACAAAAGUGUCAUUUUUUAAGAGGAACGGCCUGAAAGGUUUUCUUACAUGCCACAAAACCAUACACUUAAACAGUUCUUUUACAUGUUUCACCAUUAUUAUUAUUAUUAUUAUUAGUUCUUGUCAAUGUGAUCAUUUCAUCAUAUUUUUAACCUCACUGACUGUAUUAGUAAAAUAGUAUCUUUGCACUAUUGAUUUAUAAAGAAUGUCAGUAGACUCUAAAGUUGUUCAUAGCAUGAAUAUAGCAUGAUCGUCACCCUCUGUCCUUUAAAUGAUCCUUGUAGGAAAGGUUUUUUUGGAAUCUUUUAACAUUUAAAUGCAUUAGUUACAGACCUUCGCUUUCUUACACUGCUGUAUACUUUGUAGUUCCACUUUUUCUGUUUUGUUUUCCAUGCAUUUCUCUGUGUAAUGUACAGAUAUUUACACACUCCAGGCUUAAAAAUAAAAGCAAAAAAAAUAUUAACUGUAA